Messenger RNA from Paramormyrops kingsleyae, 514 nucleotides. NCBI's taxonomy places the organism in Eukaryota, Metazoa, Chordata, Actinopteri, Osteoglossiformes, Mormyridae. The record is from RefSeq and is a predicted model, not a curated record.
GCUGUCGCUCCACCCCAGGAUGUCAAGUUCAAGUCUAUAAAUCUGCGGAACAUAGUGGAGUGGAGUCCUGGACCAGGGACACCGAAGGGGACAUGGUACGCUGUGGAGUAUGCAAUAUACGGAGAAGAGGACAAGGCAGCACCCGGCCAGGAGGUAUGGAAAGGGGUCAAGGCAUGCAAGAAGCUGAAGAAGACGAUGUGUGACCUAUCUGAUGAGACCAGUGACCCGGAUGAAAAGUACUAUGCCAGGGUCAAGGCUGUGGGCAAGAACGGAGCCUCAGAGUGGAACCACACAGACCGAUUCGACCCCGUCUUAGACACAACCUUUGGACCACCGGUCGUUAACAUUGUGGUGAAGGAGCGUCACAUGUUCUUCAACCUCACGGGUCCAAUGAGAUGGAGUAACAAAGAAAGCAAUGAACCUAUGGCAGAGUACUAUCCGGAGAGCCUGAUGCUGUACAACCUGUCCGUCCACAACAACAGGACUGGGCAAACGAGUCGGAUGCAUUCCAUUU